Tetrahymena thermophila SB210 is the source of this 2460-nucleotide messenger RNA. Its product is annotated as transmembrane protein, putative. Gene Ontology annotation, biological process: reciprocal meiotic recombination. The record is from RefSeq and is a predicted model, not a curated record. Gene Ontology annotation, cellular component: nucleus. Lineage: Eukaryota; Ciliophora; Oligohymenophorea; Hymenostomatida; Tetrahymenidae. The transcript has a single exon. Gene Ontology annotation, molecular function: double-stranded DNA binding.
AUGAAAUCCUAAAUUCAAAAUACAAUAAAAUAAUUUGAUUUAUUUUCAAAACCCUUUGCUUUCUUUGUAGGAAAUAAAAAAACUAAGAGUACCUUAGUUGGUGGAUUUCUCUCUUUAUCUGUAAUAACGGUGUCAAUUGUUUAUUUUUACUAUCUAAUGGAUCUUUACUUCUCCAAUUAGAUUUAACCUAAAAUAACAUAAUAAGUUCAAAUAUAAAGUAAUUUAAGUUAAAUUCAUAUUUAAGAUAGUUUUUUCAUCAUGGAAAUGUUAGUUAAUGGGUAACCUCUAAAGCAAUAUGAGAAAUCAGUGAAUUAAGUAUAUUUAAAUUAUACUGUAUCUUAUGAAGUUUAUUAUCCUAAUGGCACAAGUAAUUCUACAAACAUUUCACUUGUAGAAUGUGUUGAUCCAACUUUUAAAGGGUAUUUAUGUAUUGAUGAGUAAGCUUUUGAAUAGAAUAUUGAUAUCUUUAACAACCCUAUUUAGCAAUUAUCUUCAGAUUUUGCUAUUUAAAUUAGUUUAUGCGAUCCUACAGUUACAACUAACUGCGCCCCUCCUGAUGAAAUAGCAAAUUUCAUUUUUCAGCCCUAAAAUUAUUUCUAGCUUUUCACAAAAAUAAAAUAAUAUAACCCUAAUUAAAGAUAAUACGAAACAGCUUAUAAAUCUGAAUAUUUCUACUUUGAUCCAAAUAUGAUUACCUAUACUAGAUUAGAUUUAAUUUUAGCAACUACUAGUGUUAGCAAUGGAUAUUUUAUUUAAAAAACCAGUACAGACGUUAAUAUUUAUGAUUAUUAAAGGAUAGAUACUUUUUUUUCAACUGUAAAUGUUGAACAAAGAAUGGGAAUAAGUGGAUUAGGCUAUAUAGUUUAUGAGCUAAACCAAGUUCAUAAUUAAAUAUCAAUUUAAAAUGCUAUGGUGACUGAAGUUUUAGCACAGUUUAUGAGCAUAUUUAAUGCCAUGCUUUUUGUUGGUUUUCUAGCUAGAUAUCUUGCUGAAUCAUACAUAAUAGAAGACAUGAAUAACAUCAUGUUAUAAGAGUAUUACAAAAAAACUGCAUUAAAACUAGUUUAAAAAAAGGAAAUUAAAAACGCAUUACAAAAAUUUGGAAAGGCUGAUGCAGCAGCUCAAUCAUAAUUAGCUUCCAGUUAUAAUAUAUUAAAUAUAUUUUCUAAUUCUAAAGAUUCGUCACCAGAAAAGCAAAAAUCUAAAGUUUUAUGUGAAGUUUAGAAAAAGAUUUAUGAAACUGAUUUUUCUGAGCAGCAAAAACAAUAUUUUGAAAUCAGUUUUUGCUAAAGGAUAAAAAGUUUUUUUAAUAAAAUUUUAGGUUUUGAUUAGAGUUCAAAUAUAUAAAAAGAUCCUAAUUCCGAUCCUACUCUGUAUAGUAAUUUAUUGAAAUAAUCCAUGAAAAGAAUCAAUAUCUUUGAGGUUUACAAAGAUUUGAUUAAAUUAAAGAUGGCAAUUAAAUUGAUACUAACCAAAGACUAAUAUGCUGCAAUGUUAUUUUGUGGAUCAGAUUUAUGUAUUUAGGAAACAUAAAAAGAAUCACAGACAAAUGAAGGUAAAUCUUAAAAGGUAGAAGAUUAAAUAAAAUCUGGCAAUAAUAAAGAUAACCUUCUAGCUUCAACAGAAAAAAAUUAGCCCAUUAAUAAUGAAUACUUAUCUAAGAAUUAGAAAUCAAAUACUAAAAUAGCAAGUAUUUUUUUUUAAGAAAGAUAGUCUCCAAAUUGCUAAGAUGAGGAUAGAGGACAAAUAAAAAAUGAAGUUUCUCUUGAAAAAAUUUGUUAAGUUAAAAGCAAUUAUGCAAUAGAAAAUGUUCCCCAAGAUUAAUUAGAAUAAAUUAAAUCUGAUAGAAGCAUAUUUUAAGAUUUUCAAUAAAAUUAGGCUUUGUCUAAAGACGAGUAGUUAAAUAUUUUUGAAACUAAUGAUAACCUUAUGAGAUAAAUUAAGAGCUAGAUACUUCUUAACUAAACCUCACCAAAUAAUUAAAUUCAUCAGGUUUCGUUAAAUAAAAAAGAUGAUAUUUAGAAUCUUAAAAUUAAUGGAGAUCAAAAUGUAUUAAAUUAAUCAGAUCUUUCUAUUGAAAUUUCAAACACAGCUUAAGAUGCUAAAGAUAAUAUAUAGUAGAAAGAUAUUUAAAAUUUACAAACUAUAUUUGGGCUAAGCUGUCAUCUUGCUGAAAUGGAUUAAAUUGAAGAAAAUGAGGAAGAAAAAGAAAAAUAUUUAAAAGAAUUCUUUGUAAAAAUGAAGAAUCCCUGUUAAAGUAAAGUAAACCACAUUGAUUAGUAAAUAUAUUAGAGCUUAAUUAUAAACGAAAAAUAAGUAAAAGAAUUCAAUAAAUACGUUGAUUAAUAAAUAGUUACGAAUAGAAGAAUUACUCUCGAUUCAAAAAAAAAUUAAAUUUCUAAAUUGAUAAUAGAGUUAAAUAAUAACAGUUAGUAAAAUGUUAAUUAAAAAAUGUAGUGA